Molecule: messenger RNA, 1119 nt
Organism: Psilocybe cubensis
Lineage: Eukaryota; Fungi; Basidiomycota; Agaricomycetes; Agaricales; Agrocybaceae
Exons: 2
Coding region: 1-1119 (372 amino acids)
Source: RefSeq, a predicted model, not a curated record
AUGGGCACGUCUUCGCUCUCGAAACUGUUCGCUCGUCCUUCAAAACGCCUGGGUGUUCAUCCCAUGAAGGGUAACGAAGAGUCGAAUUUCAGCAGUGAAAUCUUCCCAACUGCCGAUGCUCAACAGCAUGAGGAAAGUUCUUCCAGUGCGAGGUCAGAGCAAGAUCUCCAUUCCGUUGCUGAGAAACCUUCUCCACCGAUGUCAAAAGAGGAGGCCUUCGAGGCGUUGUUGGCGAUGUCAGAAUCUGACGAGGAUUCAAAGCGCUCUUCAGUUUUUACCACGAAAAGGACAAGUUCUGGCGAGUCAUCACCAUCAGAAUACUCAAGCUCCCCUUCAACACCUUCUUCGUUCUCGCUCAGCGAACUUUCUGGAGACUCUGAGAAGAAGGAUGGUGAAAAUAUUAGAUUCCCCCAAAGUGACACGGAGUCUGAUUUGGCGGUGCCUUCUGAGGAAAAGCUUGAACCUACUACCCUUGCGACUGAGGUAGGCUCAAAAGAAGACGUAGCGGAGGACCCUUGCUCUGGCGGGCAUACACAAGAUGAUGAUUACCUCGAUAUGCGCCUGGUCAAUAAGCUCUUCGAGGACAUUGUCAACCCGCGUGCGCGUCGCGUAGGUAUGGUCCCCGGACCACGCACUGGACUUGGAAACGCUAUUUUGGCCGCAUAUAAGCAGGAGUUAUUAGAGACUGUUAUUGCGCUUGAGGAUUCGUUUUCUUCCCCGGUACCCGCGUCGGGACUUUCACCGUACCCAUGGGAUAAGUCGCCCGAGGUAUCGGGUGGCGACAUAGACGCCGGGGACAGCUCGCCUGACGCCAGUUUUGACAGCGCUGUGGUUAGCCUGGAUAUCUUCAAAGAAAAGGACGAAGUCCCUUCUCAACCAACCACGGCGGUGCUUGAUGGCGAAGGCAUAAAAAAAAUGGCUUCGAGAUUUUCUCUUCCGCCUAAUUUCAGGAAGGAAGAACCGGAUCCCAAUCCUCUGUUGACUGUGGCUCAUAUUCUCCUUCGAAGAGAGCAAGACAAGGCGAGGGGAAUUGUGCGCAUUUCUGUGGACGGGGAUAUACAUCCUCCCGACACGAGAGUGUUCAGGACCAUUUCAAUUCGCCCAUUCGCUAAGUUUUGA